UGCCUCCGGCCCGCAUCCCUCCCUCCCUCGGUUCCUCCAUCCCUCGGUCCCUCCAUCCCUCGGUCCCUCCAUCCCUCCGUCCCGCCGCCGCCGCCGCCGCCCGCCCCGCGGGGACUCGGGGCAGCACCGCCCGCCUCCAGGUAGCGAACGGCCAAGAGGAGCAGAUCUUCCCCUAGAGGCACAAAUCACCGGAGAGACCUGCUUCUGCCCGUCCGGAGAUCACGCCUGGCCCGCCCAUGGCUAGCAACAACACUGCUAGCAUAGCGCAAGCCCGCAAGCUGGUGGAGCAGCUGAAGAUGGAGGCCAACAUCGACAGGAUAAAGGUAUCAAAAGCAGCAGCAGACCUGAUGGCGUACUGCGAAGCCCACGCCAAGGAGGACCCUCUAUUGACCCCUGUCCCGGCCUCAGAAAACCCCUUUAGAGAGAAGAAGUUCUUCUGCGUGAUCCUGUAAACCCUCGAGGAGCCUGACCGGCACUCAGGCCACCCUGAACACUGACGUAGAGUUUUUAGGAACGGGGACGACCUGCUAGUCCACAGAAUUUAAACAAAAAUAAGUAAAAUACACGGCCUGGAAGCUACAGAGAUGUGCAUGUUUAAAGAACCUGGCCACCUUUGGGGGAAUAAGAUGAUCUGCAUUGCGAGGCAAAAGAUCUGAAGUCUGUAGAGUUGCCUAGAAAGAAAAAAAAAAAAUAUGUAAAGAAUAAAUUUGUGUCACUUUUCUGCUCACAAAAUUGUUUGAUUGUUCCAUAUUUAAAGCACCAGAGCUGUGCUGAGCAAAGUAACUGCUAAGGAUGUGUAUAACCUUCUUGGAAUGAUAUUGUUGGUUUCUUUCCAGAAUAUUUUUUUUUAUUUAAGUUGUCAGAUAUAUAGCGACAGGUUAGAUGACUAUGAUGUUACUCAAUGUUUGGUCUUGUGCUUUUUAAUUUCUGGCGGUAGCAUAGCACAGGGGUUGAGCGGCCCCGCGGUGGGUUAGCGAGGACGCCGGCAGCUCCGUGUUUCUAGCGAACCCCACUUUCUAACAUUUUGUAUAUGGUUAGCUUCGGCUCUGCAAGUAAAAGUGAAUCAUGUGUCGUGGUUGGUGCUUCAUACUCCUGUGACGACGUUCGGUGGUAGUGCAUGAGAGUUUAUCACUGUUCAUCCGCCCCAGACUUUUCUUUUCUAUCGUUUGACACCACGUGCUGGUGGGAGAAGCUGUAGGGAGGAAACCGAGGCGAUUCCGAAAGCAAAGACAACUCCUGCGAUGCCUUAGACGUGCCUGA
Molecule: messenger RNA, 1260 nt
Organism: Gymnogyps californianus (California condor)
Lineage: Eukaryota; Metazoa; Chordata; Aves; Accipitriformes; Cathartidae
Gene: GNG2
Product: G protein subunit gamma 2
Exons: 4
Coding region: 237-452 (71 amino acids)
Biological process (GO): G protein-coupled receptor signaling pathway
Cellular component (GO): heterotrimeric G-protein complex
Molecular function (GO): G-protein beta-subunit binding
Source: RefSeq, a predicted model, not a curated record